GGAAGCAAUCCGAACUGCAAUGUAUCACGAUCGCAACAUGCAGAGAACUUUUCAUGCAAUACUUUUACUUGCAAUUUUAAAUCGAGGUAGGUGAUCUUUACGUAUAUUUGGCUAGCCUAAGAAUUCUUUACCUUUUGGCAGUGGUCAGACAUGAGAUAAAUGAAAUGCUUGUAUGAACGACUUCCGCAUUCGACAGAGAACGUAGCUGGCUCAAAGCGGCUUCUACUCUUGCUCACUUAGCUGAUACAAGCACACAUUUUUAUUGACGGGUUGCGGUAAAUAUUUUGCCCAAUGUUUUAAAAACGAGUUGCUUUGGAACGGAAUUGAAAACACAUGUACUGCAAAUACUCAAGACACGCUCAUUGUCGGUUUUUUCUUCUGUUACCGGCCUUGGAGUUUUGUUAUUCUAUUUGUGUAUCUGACCUUUCUCACGGACUCGGAGACGAAUUUGAACGAAACUAUCGAUCGUCUGAUCCGAAGUAUCGGGCCAGUAAAAUUAAUCGAAUAGGCGGACUCAUCCCAACCCACCCCUCUCGUUAAAAGAACGGAAUCCAGCGAGGACCUUUCCGGAAAACCCAUCUUCAGUUCCGAAAUACCUCGAAGACAAAGAAAUACGCGUGACAUAAAUAUUACGCGUCAUAAAUAUUGUACAGGGUACAGAGUACAGAUGUAAUCUUAUAUCGAGUUUAGGUAGCCGGUGAUAAAACGGAGGAAGCUGUGACUAUCAUACGACAUACAUCCUGCUGAGAUCUUUCGCAAACGCCAAAGCACGUCAAACCUCCCGUUCUUAGCCAUAAGUGACAGAAAACAGGGUGCGUCGGUUUCUCAGAAAAGACGGAAGUAUUCCUAAACAGACGCUCAUUCACAAACAUUGCGUUGUCAGCAAGGUAUACAAGUCUCGUAACUUUACUGCUUUCUAUUGAAUAAAUCAGACAACUGCUUGUAUUUUUUGUUUUCACGCAUUUUCGACUGAAAACGGCGGCUGAAAAAUUGUUUUCAAAUACAGUUUUUUUGACAUAUUGUCAAGAAACCUUCAAAGUUGCCUAGUAACCUGGUUUGUAGUUCGCGUGGUCAUGCAAAUUUAUAGUGAGGAAAUGUCAAGACCCUUCAUUUGACAGGAAAAAUAAAUCAUUUUCAAAGCGGUGUGUCCUAACGAGAAUAUGAGGCAAAGCACAAGUUGUGUUUUGAUUCUUUUCAUUAUUUUCCAUAAAGGUAAGUCAACCUUCUCGCCAAACUAAAUUCUAGGUCUACUUGUGUCAAAUUCGUUGAAAAACGUCUUGGUUUAAGGUUGCUAGAAAGGCUUGCAACAUGUCAAUCAAAGAUGGCGUCAAGAAACGCUUCUUUAAUCGAGUUAUAGAGGUGUCAACUUCUUGUACUGUGAGAAUAGCGUUUGAAGACAUAAGAUUGUUCAAAACAGCCGAGUUUUAGGAGCCGUUAAAACGAAGAAACAGGCAACGGUUCGUAUAAAAAGGAGAGAACACAUUUUAAAGUUGGUUUUUUUCAGAAGCUGCGGCGUUUGCUAUUUGGUCGAUCGACGAACUAAAUUACGCAAAAGUGUGUUACUGGAGUGUGCAUAGUAAAUUGUGAUAAGUUCUUUUGUGAUACGUAAUCCUUUAUGUCGCGAAAAAAAAAGAUGUAUAUAUCACCAGGGGAUUUCAUUAAAGAUAAAUAAAAUCCCCUGAUGAGCGAGUACUCACGAAACAGGCUUUUAGGGAUGAAAGUCUCUCUUUUCCCCCUAUCUCAAUAUAUAUCGCGCUCCACUUCUACGUAUCGAACACUGUGCUACGGAAAAAUUGAAACACAGACUUCCUAUAUAUCUAUAUAUAUGUAUAUGUAUUUCUCAUUUCAUAUAAUACUAUGGGAUUUUGAAUGCGGCCGAUUGGAAGAAUCCUAAGAAAUUCAGGGCUAAAUUGGAUCCUGAAGCUUUAAGGCUUCUUUAAACAGUAUUUAAAGGCCUCGUCCUAACUUCGAUUUUGGUUUUUUCAAAUGCUACUGAAGAACAACAAGCAUGGAUCGAUUCCAUUUUAGAGAUGUUACAUUGAUUAGAUAAACGCAAGUUAUAACUGUAAAGUGAUUCUGCUGGGCAGAACAUAAGCAAAGAAAAAAAAUCGACCCGUCGACAGUCAAAACACUAUUUUUUUGACGUUUUUGACAUAAAAUUUCUCUAGUAGAACCGGUUUCGUUAGAUCAUGACCGUAAAAUUCUAAAUCAUUAAAAGGAUCAUUGUUAAAUAUAGACAGAAGCAGAUGUGUUAGAGUCAACUGCUAGUAUUGCGGUGUUUUUUAUGCCAGAAAAUUAAAAUACUUGAGGUUUACUUUGUUUGUCUUCUAUUCAUGAACUAAUUGGAGGCCUUGAGACAUGACGUAAGACAGGGCGGUUAAAAUAUAAUUAAUACAAAUUAAAAUUUAAGUUCAAAACUCGGACUAUGCUAAUAAACUUUUAUCAGACUAUCAUUAACAGCGUCUCUGAUCGAAUUACUGACAGGAACCUCUCAAGGCUAUCAGAAAAUGUUGCGUGUCAUAAAGGUCAUGUUUCAUAUGAAAAUAAAUUUUGAAUUCAUGGGUAAAAUUACGGAAUUUCAUCCAAAGCUUUCUAUCUUUUUCCAAUAGGCUGGCCAAAGGAGCCUAACCGAAAUCUUAAGAGCUAUUUUUUAACAACAAGAAAAUUGGGUAUGAUCAACUGGGUUGAUAAUGUAAAUUGGCCACCGUUCAGGGUUUCUUAAACAGUGAAAUUUCGAGCGUUAGCCCUUCCCUUUCUUAGCCUUUCGUUCGAAACCUCUCAGCCGACGCAGCAGCACAUGCAGUUUCUUUAGAAACUAACCCCUUUAUUGCAUAAUUAUCCGAUCUCGGAUAGGCAAGUUGUCUUACUCAACUCAGUUGAUAACCCACUUUAUUGUUUUUUUAGAGGGCACGGUAACGAAUCCUGCAAUCUGAUUGGUUCUUUACCCGGUCAGUAUUUUCCUAUCUCUGCCCACGGGCCACGGUAACGCUUUCGUGAGUCGCCGAGUACAUCCCAACUUUCGUUGUCAUUUUUCAUAAAUAUACCUCGUUUUCCGGCUGGGCAGUAUUUUAAAGCAAACAAGUCGGUCACUACCUCAAGCCGAGAAAUAACUUAUGAAUCCUCUCUUUUCUCUCUCUCAAAUCACUUUGGUUGACAGAAAAAUAUUGGUUUCAGAAUGAAUUUGUAUAAACAAUAGUGUCAUUACGUUGGUUGACAAGCGGCCUAAAAACUGUCUGCAAUUAAUUUUAAUCGUUCACAAAAAGUACCCAGAAAGUUAAAACGUGAGGUAUUUGGUUACAGUUAAACUGAACGAUGGAACUUUCAUUAAUUUAACAUCUGAAUUUUCUCGAGAAAAUUGUUAGUAGAGAAAGAGCGAGCAAAGUUUUAAUUUAAGUUCUACAACAAAUAUAGGCUCCCGGUGAGUCUUUCCAAUUCCGUUCAAUUUGGACAUUUGUACCGUAAAUUACACAACAGAAACUGAAGGAAUUUUUUGAGAAAAGGCCGCAUUAAAUUCCCUUCUGUCUCGUUGGAGUGUGCCGUUCCAAUUUAGUUUUUGUGAAGGAAAGACCAGAUUUACACACGCCAUUGCAGCAAACAAACGAGCAAACUCUCACAACUUCAAAAUAAAAAGAUUGAAUUUACUCACAAUUACUUUCCUCGCCGUUUACUUAAUGAACAGAGGUAAAUCUUCGUACAUGAAUGAAUCGUCGAUGAGAGUGAAUAAUACUAUCCGUUAGAUCAUUGACUGAUUUUGAAGAAAACAUUGUCGUGACAGUCCUUGCCAAACUAGUUCCGUUGUUUUUUAAAUGCUCUUAUGCUUUUUUUUUUUUUACGCGCUCUCUAAUUGACAGGUGUCAGAUUGUGACAGAUACUUGUAAAAAUAAUGUUUCAAAGUUUGUUUGGAAGCCUUUUAAAUCACCUUUAUCGUUACGGAAAUGAAAAUGUUUCGCUGAGGCAUCUCUCUUUAAUUUGCAUCACCUCUAUUUUAACUACCAUUUACUCGCUCAAAAAUUGUUCAGUUUAUGGAAGAUCUUGUCGUAUUUUCAGCCCUAAAUCAUUCGGGUUCUUUGGGAAAGAAUUUCGUCAAGUUUAAAAACAAUAAAUAUGUUAUUUGCCGGCUAAGGGUCGGUCCGUAUGAUGAAAAACUGUGACCUCGGUCUUGAAAAUGCUGCCCUCGGCCUACGGCCUCGGGCAGUAUUUUCAAGACCGAGGUCACAGUUUUUCACCAUACGGACCUCCCAGCCGGCAAAUAACAUAUAUUUAUGUUGAUAAUUGUUAAUUAACUGGAAUUUUCGUAAAGCUGAAGUUUCGAGCGUAAACCUGAGUCGCUGCGUAUUUACCUGCAAACGCAAUACAGCAGUUUCUUUAGAGUUCAGAUGUAAGUCCAUAAAAAAGCGGAGUUUAAUUUUAAGAUUGCCUUGUUUUCGGUUUGUAAGUGAGAUCGAAAAAGGUGUUCUGUUGGCUAUUCAUGUAAAGUCAUGUCAAUUUGGCUCGAAACGUUUGAAAUCGAGCUGAUCAGCGGUGAAACUUUUAUUUCGAAUGUGCAGCAGUUUAAGUCAAAAUUAGUUAAAAUAACUGCUCCAUACAUUUUACAGCUUGAUUUUUUACUAACCAAACCCACUCAAGUCAUCGGUUUUGAUUUUCUAUUCAACUUUGUGUUUUUUUAGUUGCUGGAUGGAAUUCGUCUUACCAGUUGGUGACUCCUUCGAUGACCCUUACCAGCAAGACACUUGUAAAAUUGCAAACUACUCAACACGUUUUUACUUCUUCUGUGGUUGUGGAAGGUUUUUCAACUUCUUCGAUGACUUCUGACAUUACAUUAUCACUUGUACGAUGGCAAACUCCUCAACGGGUGACUGCUUCCGUGGUUAUGAAAGCCUCUGCAAAAUUACCAACCAGUCCUCGACACAGCAGUGAGUCACCUUUACCAACGUUUACUGAUCAGCCGUCUUCUACCUGCGUUUGUCCAAGCUCAUCAGCUGUUUAUUCGUCCAUGAAGCUUCCUGAGUCUUCCCCAGUAAAUUACUCUCAAAUGCCCUAUUCUCCGGCUGAAGUAAAUGCCACUCAGAUCUACAAUUUAAAUGGUACACCGACAAUCAGCAUUAUUUUUUUUGGUGUAGUAAGAACUGCACGUUUGACCAAAUAAAAACACGCACAUACAAGACUCUUUAUUUUGAAAUGAAAAUUUCAAAUGACGUCUAAAUGUUCCAUAAAUGUCUUACUAUCCUUAAAUUUAACGAGUGGAUAUGAAACUGAAUGUGUAUGUAGGUAAGCCUAAAGCUCCUAUGAUUUGAUGCGUUUAUGAACUUCAUAGUUCUUCACGGCUUUCCCUACCUUUAAGAAGAAAUAUGCUCGUUAAAUUGAUCAGAAAUUUUUAUCAUCCGUGUCAAAACAAUAUAGAGAUUAAGUUAUCAUAAUUCACAAUUAAAAUUAAUUAUGCCGUAAGAUCACCUGUAGUCUUAAAGAAUAAAAUUUUUUUUAAGCCCCAGCAUUACUGGACUGUCGUCGUCACCUAAGAAGCUUCGUUUAGGAUGUUUACAUACAACCUUAGAACCAUUUUUUUAGGCUUUAUGCUUAGUAUUACAUGGACGCUAAAUAAUUUUUCUUCUUUUAUGUUUAUUUAGCCUCGCAAUUCCAAAGUCAAGGUGUAAUAUCUACGACACGUCUAUUUUCAAAGCAGACCCAAUUGGCCACCUGCGUGUGUCCGUCCGUGAGCGAGUCUAUGAUUCCUGCACAGUCAUCGGCGGCGCCAGAGGGUGAGUAUCAAAUUUCUUUAAGCCGUCAUGUUUACAUUUCUGUCUUUUCAAAGCCUGCAGUCCCUGCAGCGUGAAGGAGGGGAGGGAGGGGAGGGAGGGGGAGGGGUGCAUCAGCCCACCAUCUCAGAGAAUAUAAAACAGCCGGUUGAGGUAACUUGUUAGACUGUGGGUUUUGGGUUACAAACUUUCGGCAGCCUGUUCUUGUUUUACAAUAAAAGUCAUAUUUCUACACCAAGACUGCGUGCAGGGAGUUGCAUAAAACAUAUUUGGACAGUUUUUUCUCAGCACUUUAACCCGAAGCUUAUGAGCUACAAUUUGAAAAAUUGCCGCACCGUUCCCGCGAUUAUGAUGCAUUCAACUAGUAAGUUAUGGCGUCUACGCGAUGUAAAAUUUUCAGAUUUUUCAACUUAACAAUUUUUUCCCUUGUAUUUUAGCAACACAAAGUCCGACAGGAACAACUCCGAGGCGUAAGUACUGACAUCAAAACCAGAAAAAAUAAAUCAAAAGACAAUCUUAGAAAUGAAAAAAAAAAAAACAAAAAGCAAAACAAAAAGCCAGGAAUUUAAAACAUAAAGUCUUUUUGCGCGAGAAAUGGAUUUAGAAAAAAAGUUCGAAUGUACUAUGGUUCUAUUUAAAAAAAUGUAUUGAAGCCCUAUGAUAAUUAUAUUGCCAUGUAAUUGCAUAUUUUUCCAUUUCUCCCUAAUUUUUUUAGCGCACACGACAAAGCCACCGGCUACAAGUAAGUGCCGUCAUUAGUAAUAUAAAAACAAAAAAAAUCACGUUAGUGGUAAUUUUUGGGGUAACAUGAAAAAAACUGAUCUAUAUACAAAAACAGAUAACAACCAUUUAGAAUUAUAUCUUGCCUCAAGCUAUUUACAAAAUAUCAAAAUCCACGGGUAUACAAUUUUUAAAUCUAGUUUUUAUCCUCUCUAAAUCUUCUCUUCGCGUGCUAUAUAACUCAAUAAUACUUUCAUACCUUAAUUAUUAUAAUUUAGUCUGAGGAUCAAGCUGAAAAAAAUCUUCAUAGAGUUGUAAUUUUGCGAAUAAUUAGGAGAAUAAACAAGUCCAAAUGAGGCACAUACGGGUCCCUUUUUUCAAGAAACUUGACUUUAAUUUCAAAACAUUCAUUUGGUACAGUUCGUUCAGUUCAUGUUCUUUAUAAAAAGGACUUUCCCCCUUCGAAAAUUUGAAAAUAUACUCAUGAAAAACAACCAAAUCCACGGCUACAACACAAGGCGUGCAAGCUCCUUUCGUUUGUCAUUAUGUGUGACAAAUAUUCCGCAGUUUUCCGUUUUCUAUAAAGGUCCAAAGUUUUCCAACUCUCUAACUUUUGAGAUCAAUGGCUUUUCAUCCAUUGCAUCCUUUAGAAAAAUAAAGGUUUAAAGUAUAUAUAAUCAAUAAGUACUAAUUUUCCUUUUAUAUAAAAUUAUUAUACCUAAGCUUAAUCUUUGUUUUUGAUGUGUGUUUUCCUUACCAAUCACUGGGAACUGCAAUCAUUGUAACAACGUCAUUUUUUUCCAUUUGUAUUAAUUUUUCCAUUUGUCCCUUAUUUUUUUAGCGGACAUAACAGAGCCGCCUUCUAAGAGUAAGUACCUUCAUCAGUAA
This is a messenger RNA of Pocillopora meandrina, 7361 nucleotides long. Lineage: Eukaryota; Metazoa; Cnidaria; Anthozoa; Scleractinia; Pocilloporidae. The record is from the annotation of a GenBank genome assembly.